CCCCGCGGAACCCCCCCCCGUGACUUCCCGGGAUCUCCCCCCGCCCCCAGGUAAGAACGACACGUUCGGGGAGCCGCUGCACCUCCACGCGCGCCCGGGGAAGUCUCGGGCGGACGUGCGGGCACUGACCUACUGCGACCUGCACAAGAUCCUGCGCGAGGACCUGCUCGAGGUGCUCGACAUGUACCCCGAGUUCUCCGACCGCUUCUGGGGCACCCUCGAGAUCACCUUCAACCUGCGCGACACCAACAUGAUCCCCGGCUCCCCGGGCAGUGACGAGCUGGACGGCGGCUUCUCCCGGCUCCGGCGCCGCAAACUGUCCUUCCGCCGGCGCCCCGAGAAAGACGCCCCCAGCCCCGAGAAGCCCCGGGCGCUGCGGGAGGGCAAUGGGGGGGGUCAGGCCCCCGGCGCCCCCCGAGGCCCGGCCGAGUGGGACCCCCCCAGCCCCUCCAGCUGCGGCUCCAGCGAUGAGGAGGAGCCCCCCGCGCCCCCCCCGGGGGCCACCGCGCUGUCCCCCUUCCGCAGUGCCCCCCCGGCCCCCCCCGAGCCCGAGGAGCGCGAGGGCAGCGACAUGUGCAACCCCCUCUCAGGCGCCUUCUCGGGGGUCUCCAACAUCUUCAGUUUUUGGGGUGACACCCGGGCCCGCCAGUACCAGGAGCUCCCCCGUUGUUCCCACGGGGCCCCCCCAAAUCCCACCCCGUCCUUGACCCGCCGCCAGCGCUCCGACCUGGAAUCCCGCUUGGAUCUGCUCCAAAAACAGCUCAACAGGCUGGAAUCCAGGCUGAGCACGGACAUCUCGUCCAUCGUGCACCUGCUGCAGCGCCAGGUGUUGGUGCCCCCCGCCUACAGCACCGUGACCUCCCCCCACCAGCCCCCCCCGGGGCCGCUGCAGCCCCCCCUGCCCAUCACCCCCCUCCGGCCGCUCGCUCAGGUCCCGCACCCCCCGCGUGCCCCGGACCCCCCCGACGUGGUGCUGCUGCUGGAGCCGCCCCCCCCGCGGCGCCGUUCGCUGCCCGGGGCGCUGCCCCCCCCCGCGGGGACCCCCCCGGGGACCCCCCCGCUCCAGAGACAUUGCUCCGACCCCGGCAGCUAAUGGGAGCGCCGGGGCACGGCGGGACCCCGGAGCCACGGGACCCCCGACCCCGGAGAGUGGCACCCCCGGAGCCCUCGGACCCCAGGACCUGGGACCCCUGGAGUCCUCGGGCCCCGGCACAUGAGACCCCCAAAGCCCAGGACGUGGGACCCCCGGAGCCACGGGACCCCCAGAUUCCGGAAUGUGGGACCCCCAGAGCCGGCACCCCUGGACACCAUGGCCUGGGACCCCUGGAGUCACAGGAUCCCUGACCCUGGAACGUGGGACCCCCGGAACCCUGGAGCCCUGGGACCCCUGGCCCUGGAACGUGGGACCUCCACAGUCCUCAGACCCCCACACCCUGGGACCUGGGACCCCUGGAAGUCCCGGACCCUGGCAUGUGGGAUCCAUGGAGCCACAGGACCCCUGACCCCAGCAUGUGGGACCCCCAACGCCCAGGACGUGGGACAUCCAGAGCCCUGAGACCCCCGACCCUGGAAUGUGGGACCCCCACACCCUGGGACAUGGAACUCCCCUAUCCCGGGAGCUGGGACCCCCGGAGCCGUGGGGACAUGGGACUUCUGGAGCCAAGGGACCCCCGGAGCCCCCACCCCUGGGCCCUGCCCUGCCGGGGGGCUCCGGCCGCUGCCCCCCACGGACACUCCCCCCAGUGCUGGCAGGGGGGGCUCGCACCGCGGGGACCCCCCCAAUCCAGCCUCCCCCGGGGUCCCCCUGCCCCGGACUCUGCUGCUCUUCCUGCUCCUCCUUCCAGAGCCCCCCGGGACCCUCCCGGGCUGGCGGGGGGGGUGUGCACAGGCGUGUCCCCGUGUCCUGUCCCCAGGACGUCACGUGUGUGUCGGGGGUCCCGCCGUGCCGGGACACGUGUGUCACCCCCCAUUCAUGUGUGUGUGUGUGUGUCCCUGCCAUGUGC
This is a messenger RNA of Neopelma chrysocephalum (saffron-crested tyrant-manakin), 2003 nucleotides long. RefSeq names its product potassium voltage-gated channel subfamily H member 2-like. The transcript is spliced from 6 exons. NCBI's taxonomy places the organism in Eukaryota, Metazoa, Chordata, Aves, Passeriformes, Pipridae. Gene Ontology annotation, molecular function: inward rectifier potassium channel activity. Gene Ontology annotation, biological process: membrane repolarization during action potential; regulation of heart rate by cardiac conduction; potassium ion transmembrane transport. The record is from RefSeq and is a predicted model, not a curated record. The annotation marks the transcript as partial.